Molecule: messenger RNA, 1296 nt
Organism: Syngnathus acus (greater pipefish)
Lineage: Eukaryota; Metazoa; Chordata; Actinopteri; Syngnathiformes; Syngnathidae
Gene: tpk2
Product: thiamin pyrophosphokinase 2
Exons: 8
Coding region: 144-1046 (300 amino acids)
Molecular function (GO): 8-oxo-dGDP phosphatase activity
Source: RefSeq, a predicted model, not a curated record
UGUACCGAGAAGAAGCCUUGCUCAGCAGACAAUGUCGACAAAUAAUUUGAUAUCUCUGGUUUCAAGUUGUUGCCUUAGCCCGACUGGCUAGAGCAACGUGAAGCACAUAAAGUGGCUCUGUCCGAACCUGCUUGCAGUUUAUCAUGGCGAACUGUGUCUGGACAGAAAAGGUACUCCAGCUCCUCCACCGAAUGAAUAACUUUUAUUUACCAGGCUCUUGUCGUGCGAAUUGUCUUCGAUUCGAGAUAGAUGGAAUCAAAGUUGGUUGGAUUAUGCCGCACGUAGCCUCGCAGUUGGCGUGCUACGGAGAUGUGUUCCAAAAGCCACUUGGGGGUGCUCUGUCACUGUGCAACAAUCUGGACUCUUACGACAAAAGGUCCGAGGCAAUGGGCGUUGUUCUGUCGAACCUGAGACGUGAUUCUUCAUUUCGCUGCCUCAAAGGUUGGAGAGAUGAGAGAUACAAUGUAAUGGACAAAUUCUCAGACCCUCCAGUGAUGUGGAUGGAAAGAGCAGCUACCAGUCUUUUUGGGGUCAAGCGUUAUGGUGUCCAUAUCAAUGGUUACACAGUUAGUGAGAGUGGCGACGUCUAUAUGUGGUUAGCGCGACGCUCUCUCACCAAGCAGACCUAUCCUGGACUACUUGACAACAUGGCAGCAGGCGGUUUGGCUGCUGGCAUGAGCAUCAAGCAAACACUAGUGAAAGAAUGUCAAGAAGAGGCAUGCAUUCCAGAGGCGCUUGCAGAAAAGGCCCACCCGGUAUCCACAGUGAGCUACACCUACCAAGACAGAGAGGGAGUGUUUUCAGAAAGUCAGUUUGUCUUUGAUUUGGAACUUCCUCUUGCCUUCAAGCCCAAAGUAGGCGAUGGAGAAGUACAGGCAUUCUACCUCCUGCCCAUAGAGAAGGUGAAAGAACUACUGGCCACGGAAGAUUUCAAACCCAACUGUGCCAUGGUGGUCUUGGACUUUCUCAUUAGACAUUCUUUUAUUGAGCCUGACAGAGAACCCUUUUACCAGGAGUUUGUGUCCGGACUCCAUCAAGCAUUAUAGAAAGAAAUCAGUAGUAAUCAACGAGACAGUCAUCCUAACUUCUUGGAAGAAAUAUAUCACGAUAGAAGCAGUUUUAUCAGAGCAGUAAAAUAUUUCCUCAUUAAAAGAGCCCUCAAAACCUUUGUAAACUCGAUGGAAUAAUAGACAACACAACAUGACAGUUUCCUCUUAGUUUAAUUUUAUAAAUGUAAGUGUAAAAAGUAUUAUGUUUGGUGAAUGUUGAAUAAUAAUAAAAAAUCAAACACUCGAA